Molecule: messenger RNA, 685 nt
Organism: Contarinia nasturtii (swede midge)
Lineage: Eukaryota; Metazoa; Arthropoda; Insecta; Diptera; Cecidomyiidae
Product: pheromone-binding protein-related protein 6-like
Exons: 4
Coding region: 131-568 (145 amino acids)
Biological process (GO): sensory perception of smell
Molecular function (GO): odorant binding
Source: RefSeq, a predicted model, not a curated record
AAUUUAAUCCGAUUGUCGUGUUGAUUUCUGUCGUACAACUAACUUUAAAAUCCAAAAAUCCAAUUGAUACGAACUAUAAAAGCGAAAAAAAGUACAAAAUAAAACGUGAAUUUAAAAUAAAAUUAACGAAAUGUUCAAGCGUUUAUUUUUGUUUGCCACUGUUGUUCUAUCUGUGGCAUUUGCAGUGGAGCUUCGUCGUGAUGAUAAGUGGCCACCGCCAGAAGUCGUUGCCAUUGUUCAACCGAUGCGAAUUACAUGCGAGGCAAAAACCGGAGUGACCGAUGAGGCAAUCAGACAAUUUAGCGAUGGCGAAAUACAUGAAGAUCCAGCAUUGAAAUGCUAUAUGGACUGUCUAUUUAAGGAGGCCGGGGUUGUUGACGAAAAAGGUGAAUUGCAUUUGGAAAAAAUGGUCACACACAUUGAAAAAUUGGACGAAGAAAUUCAAAUGAUUGCCAUUAACAUGGGGAGAAAAUGCUUGAAACCACAGGGUGAAAACCAAUGUGAGCGCGCCUUCUGGUACCACAAGUGCUGGAAGACGGCAGAUCCAAAACAUUACUUCCUGAUUUAAAUUUUCUUCAUCGUGCAACAUCGCGACGGCAAUAUUGACUUUCAAGUGAUUUUCGGUGUGGUGCAAUUUUUUCGUGUAAAUCACGACUUUUUCAUAACAAUUUUAAUAAAUAAUUAC